Messenger RNA from Perkinsus marinus ATCC 50983, 327 nucleotides. RefSeq lists its product as hypothetical. Bases 1 to 327 code for a protein of 108 amino acids. The record is from RefSeq and is a predicted model, not a curated record. The transcript has a single exon. Lineage: Eukaryota; Perkinsozoa; Perkinsida; Perkinsidae.
AUGGACGCUAAGCUGGAACUGGAUUCUAUCACCCAGGCCAAUCCCUUCGCUACGUAUGUGCCGAUAUGCGACGGCGUAAUAUCUAUUAUUAACCGAGGAUUGGACUUCAAGAGUCUCACACUCACCGUUCUCAAAAAGUCCACAGCGUACAUGGGGGUUCAUUGGGUGAAGGGGCGUGACGGAGACACGGUGUUGAUGCAGCGUCAUCCGCUAUGUAACAUGGAGGAGCACGGAAGGAGGAACCUUUCUAAGUACCAGCUUCACAAGUGGGAUCAGCAAUCACCAGAUGCUUCCAUCCUCGGACGACGUCCUGUUGAGCGGAAGUGA